CAGGCUCCAUUCUCUGCCAGGUUUUGGCCUCCUGCUUGCACUCCGGCCUGCACCAUGUCCAUCAGGGUGACCCAGAAAUCCUACAAGGUGUCCAGCUCCGGCCCCCGGGCCUUCAGCAGCCGCUCAUACACGAGCGCGCCCGGUGCUCGCAUCAGCUCCUCCAGCUUCUCCCGAGUGGGCAGCAGCAUCCGGGGUGCCAGUAUGGGUCUAGGUGCUGGAGUGGGUGGGGCAGGGGGCAUCACGGCCGUCACCGUGAACCAGAGCCUGCUAAGCCCCCUGAAGCUGGAGGUGGACCCCAACAUCCAGGCCGUGCGCACCCAGGAGAAGGAGCAGAUCAAGAGCCUCAACAACAAGUUCGCCUCCUUCAUCGACAAGGUGCGCUUCCUGGAGCAGCAGAAUAAGAUGCUGGAGACCAAGUGGAGCCUCCUGCAGCAGCAGAAGACGGCUCGCAGCAACAUGGAUGGCAUGUUUGAGAGUUAUAUCAACAACCUGCGGCGGCAGCUGGACACGCUGGGUCAGGAGAAGCUGAAGCUGGAGGCAGAGUUGGGCAACAUGCAGGGGCUGGUAGAAGACUUCAAGAAUAAGUAUGAGGAUGAGAUUAACAAGCGCACAGAGAUGGAGAAUGAGUUUGUCCUCAUCAAGAAGGAUGUGGAUGAAGCUUACAUGAACAAGGUUGAGCUGGAGUCUCGUCUGGAGGGACUGACCGACGAGAUCAACUUCCUCAGGCAGCUGUAUGAAGAGGAGAUCCGCGAGCUGCAGUCCCAGAUCUCCGACACGUCCGUGGUCCUUUCCAUGGACAACAGCCGUAGCCUGGACAUGGACAGCAUCAUCAACGAGGUCCGCGCCCAGUACGAGGAGAUCGCCAACCGCAGCCGUGCCGAGGCCGAGAGCAUGUACCAGGUCAAGUAUGAAGAGCUGCAGAUGCAGGCUGGCAAGCACGGGGACGACUUGCGUCGUACGAAGACGGAGAUCUCUGAGAUGAACCGCAACAUCAGCCGCAUCCAAGCUGAGAUUGAGGCUCUCAAAGGCCAGAGGGCGAGCCUGGAGGCCGCCAUUGCUGACGCGGAGCAGCGCGGGGAGCUGGCCCUCAAGGAUGCCCAGGCCAAGCUGGCUGAACUGGAGGCCGCCCUGCAGCGGGCCAAGCAGGACAUGGCACGGCAGCUGCGCGAGUACCAGGAGCUCAUGAAUGUGAAGCUGGCCCUGGACAUUGAGAUCGCCACCUACAGGAAGCUGCUGGAGGGCGAGGAGAGCAGGCUGGAGUCUGGGAUGCAGAACAUGAGUAUCCACACCAAGACCACCACUGGCUAUGCAGGUGGACUGAGCUCUGCCUAUGGAAGCCUUGCAAGUCCUGGCCUCAAUUAUGGCCUGAGCUUCCAGUCUGGCUUCGGCCCCGGCGGGAGCUCCAGCUCCAUUACCCGCAAGGCCGUGGUGGUGAAGAAGAUCGAGACCCGUGACGGGAAGCUGGUGUCUGAAUCCUCCGACGUGCUGCCCAAGUGAACGGCUGCUGCCGCUGCUGCCUCCACUUCUGCAGCCCCUCUGCCCAUGCCCCCGCUCCUCCUCCCGGGGCUGUGCCCGGGGCACCUGGGAACAGCCUGCCGCCCACCCUGGAGAGGAAUCUAAUGUCCUGUCCAAGACAUUCAAUUGUCUUUUCCAAAAUAAAAAUUCAAUUGGGUGUGUCCAGCCA
Molecule: messenger RNA, 1684 nt
Organism: Ochotona princeps (American pika)
Lineage: Eukaryota; Metazoa; Chordata; Mammalia; Lagomorpha; Ochotonidae
Gene: KRT8
Product: keratin 8
Exons: 9
Coding region: 55-1497 (480 amino acids)
Cellular component (GO): keratin filament
Source: RefSeq, a predicted model, not a curated record